CCUCCCGGGACAGCUCCACAGAGGCACGGAGGAGGUCCACGGAGGUCCACGGAGGUCCACGGAGAGCCAGAAUGACACCGGGGCUUCGGAUAAACCUCGUGCCAAACUUAUAACGUGGAGAAAAGUUACGCAAAUUACGCAAAAAAAAAAAAAAAAAAAAAUGAGUGGGGGACGCAGAGCUGCACCUGGACGCGGGGAGGACUUCACCUUCGUCAGCCCCGUGGUCAAAUACCUGCUUUUCCUGUUCAACUUUCUGUUCUGGGUCAUUUCUCUGCUGAUGGUGGCGAUCGGAGUUUACGCUCGGAUGAUGAAACACACAGAGGCGGCGUUGGCGUGCUUGGCGGUGGACCCUGCGGUGAUGCUGAUGGUGGUGGGGGUGCUGAUGUUCUUCAUCACGUUCUGUGGAUGUGUGGGGUCCCUCAGGGAGAACAUCUGCCUCCUGCAAACAUUCUGUAUUUGUCUGACCGUCAUUUUCCUGCUCCAGCUCACGGCCGGAAUCCUGGGCUUCAUCUUCUCUGAUAAGGCUCGAGACAAAGUGACAGAGAUGAUCAAUAAAGCCAUCACCCACUACAGGGACGACAUCGACCUGCAGAACCUCAUCGACUUUGGGCAGAGAGAGUUCGGCUGCUGUGGGGGCGUGGCCUACACAGACUGGUCCAAGAACAUGUACUUCAACUGUAGAGACGACAACCCCAGUCGAGAACGCUGCUCUGUGCCGUUCUCCUGCUGCCUCCUCACCAAAGAGAAGGACGUCAUAAACACCAUGUGUGGUCAGAACAUGCAGGAGCUGGACUAUCUGGAGGCCGGAGACGUCAUCCACACCAACGGCUGCAUCGACAAACUCGUCGACUGGAUCCACGGCAACAUGUUCAUCCUGGGGGGCGUCGCCCUGGGGCUCGCCAUCCCACAGUUGGUGGGGAUUCUUCUCUCUCAGAUUCUCAUCAACCAAAUCAAAGAUCAGAUCGAGCUCCAAAAGUACAACGUCCAGCACCGAACUGACCCCUGGAGCUGAACACGCUGACCCCUGACCCCUGGAGUUCAGGGGUCAGGACGACGCGACACAAACAUCUCAGACUCUACUGUUUGUUUGCUGGAGUAAAAUGGCGCCCUCUGCUGGACAAUGAGCUGCAGUUACAAAAAUAUUUUCUUACAGUGAGUUUUCCAACACUUUUAUAAAAGGAAGAACUCGACUGUGUUACACAAGUAAAAGUACAGACACUGGAGCAAGUAAAAGUAAAAGUAUCACCUGAAAAAAUAAAGUAAAAAUGUACUGAAAGAGUAAAAAGUAAAAGUAUUUUGUGCAGGUUUAAAGUUUCAAAUGUGGUGAUUUUGAGCUGAAUUUUUAACAGAAACAAUUAAAUCUAUGUUUUUUUCUACUUGUUUUUAUUUGUAUAUUUUGAUU
This is a messenger RNA of Periophthalmus magnuspinnatus, 1402 nucleotides long. RefSeq names its product tetraspanin 33a (gene tspan33a). Gene Ontology annotation, cellular component: membrane. NCBI's taxonomy places the organism in Eukaryota, Metazoa, Chordata, Actinopteri, Gobiiformes, Gobiidae. The coding region runs from base 161 to 1012 and encodes 283 amino acids. The transcript has 8 exons. The record is from RefSeq and is a predicted model, not a curated record.